Acyrthosiphon pisum (pea aphid) is the source of this 1291-nucleotide messenger RNA. RefSeq lists its product as uncharacterized. The record is from RefSeq and is a predicted model, not a curated record. The transcript has 3 exons. Lineage: Eukaryota; Metazoa; Arthropoda; Insecta; Hemiptera; Aphididae. Bases 426 to 1079 code for a protein of 217 amino acids.
GUGUCAAACGUAUUUGAAGUAGGUACACUAUACUGAACUACACUGUACUGAAAAAAUAAUUUUUGUCAUGGAUUUGUCGGAUUUGCCAUGCACAAUUAUUAUCGCGAUGGAAUUCAAUAUUAUCUUUAUAUCUAAGUACAAAGUGCCUCACGUCGACGUACGAUAUACAAUUAUUAUCGAUGUGACUCGGUGGAAAUAUGAAGUGGGCUGGUCUAUUAUUAAAAGGUCUAUGAUUAUAUUAUUAUUAUUAUUAUUAUUUGAGUUAUCGCGUUAUUGAGCUACCAAUUUAUUUUUUUGCGAACAAUUAUUCUUCGAUCAAUUGUCGUUUCGAGCAAUUGUUUUUCGAUCAAAAGUUUUCGAGCAAUUCUCGUGCGAUCAAUUGUUUUCGAUCAAUUGACGGGAUACCACAUUACACAUAUACGUGAAUGGUUUUUACGUGCCUGUUGUUUAUUUUUUUUUUACCAAACAAAACAAAACAAAUUUACAUUAUAAUGUGGAAGUAUCUUUUGCAAAUAUGUUCGGCUCUAAACGUUAAAAAGCUGCAUCUCGACUUCGAAAUUGGUGCUCACGAAGCAGUCAAAGAAAUUUUUCCCAAUGUCAUUAUCGAAACUUGCCGUUUUCAUAUAGCCCAAGCUUGGUGGAGAAAGAUAAACGGAGAAUCAAAGUUGAGAAGUGCAUACAAAGACAACAAUGACGAAUUAGGUCAAUGGCUUAAAUUAUUUUUUGGUUUGCCUUUUCUACUUCCCACUGAUGUCGAUGAUGCGUUUACAAAACUUAUGGCAAUAUGUCCAGACUUAGAAGUUGGGAGUUUAUUUUCAGACUACGUGUUAAACACAUACAUUGAAGAUGAUUCGCUAUUUCCUCCUAUUCUUUGGGCUCAAGUACCGUCAUUAAACCCAAGAACCACCAAUGGAACAGAAAGUUUUCACAGAACUUAUAAUGGAAAAUUUUACAGCACACAUCCUCCUACACAUGCAGUAAUUUCUGUUUUAAAGGAGACCCAAACACAAACCGUGGCAAUAAUCAACUCCAUUGAAAAUAAUAUUACAAAAACCAUGGCCAGGGUUAUGGUUCAUUAAUAUUUUGAUAAUAUUGUUCUGUGAUAAUAUAAAGAUGUUGAUAACAGAAGAUAUGUUGAUAAGGUUUCAUUAAUUUUAUUUUAUUGGACCAAAAUCGGGCCUAUAAAUUUAUGGAUCAAUAGUGACUAAUGGUCGAUAACUUAUUGGUUCAAUAACUUUGUGCAACGUAUUUUAAUUUUUAUCGAUUCAAUAACUCAAUUUAUUGGACCAAU